CGGCUAAUACUAUAAAUUUUAUUUUGGCUUAAUGAACUUUGGUUCUUGCCAUCCUUCACAGAUGGCAGAAACGUGGUUGUUAAAACAUUUCCGUUUCUUGACAUACGUCGCAUUCACCGAACUACUCCCACCGAAUGCCGUGUACCUACCGAGAGCUAAGACGUUACACAUCAAAAAAACCUUUUGGAAUUCCAAACUUUGGGUUUGGACUCUGUUGAAGGAUGACAGACACCACGAUGUUCGCUUGUGUUCCGGAAGAGAAGUUGGGUACUCCUGCCUCCGCAGAAUUCGAAGCCGCAACCGCGCAACCGCGCGGCGAGUGUUUUCCCCAUCACUCGUCGACCUGUGUGCGGGGAGAGGGGGGGGGGGAGCCGGAGGAAGCCCCGCCCCUCCCGCACGCACGCGACGCGCCAGAGGACGACGUUAUAACGCAGCGGCCGCCGGCAGUUGUCGGUCAGUCACGCCUCGUGCAUUCCCGGGCGCGCUCGGCCAACAUCGGCGAGGGAGAGAGGGGAAAAGAAGUUGACGCGGUGUAGCGGGAGGGGCGGGAGGAGCGAAACAAAGGUGCCGCGCCCCGAAAGGUUACAAACGGUCGUCGUCGGAAAAGCUGGUUGCGCGCGUCGCUUCAUUCGCGAGUCGGCAUCCGAGGAGACCGGUCGUGUUAGUGUCUCGCUUGUGCGUCGAAGUCUCCAGAGCAUGAGGCGCGCGACGCUUGCGGUGUUGGCGGCGGUGUUAGCGGGGCUGUGCGAGGCGCAGUUCCCGCAGUACGGCAGCCAGGGCAACCCCAACAACCCGCAGUACGGCGGCCAGAACAACAACAACAACAACAACAACCAGCAGUACGGAGAGCAGUUCCGCGUCGUGUGCGAGUGGUCGCGCCUGGACUACGCCUGGCCGGACGACUCGCGCCUCGCCCAGGCGCUGCGCGACGACUACGUGCCGGAGAACAACCUGCUGUCCGGGGUGCGCGCCUGGCGCGACCUGCUGUUCCUGAGCGUGCCGCGCUGGAAGGGCGGGGUCCCGGCGACCCUGGCGACCCUGCCGGCGGCCUCCAGCGGCGGCCCGCGGCUCCAGCCCUUCCCGUCGUGGGGCAUGCAGCGCGUGGGCAACUGCUCGGCGCUGCAGAACGUGCGCGGGCUGGAGGUGGACACUGACGGCCGGCUGUGGGUCGCCGACUCGGGCCGCGUCGACGUGUUGGGAGGCGACGGCCAGCGGCUGUGCUCGCCCAAGCUCGUCAUCUUCGACGUGAGCAGCCUCUCCGGCGGCGGCUACGACGGGCGCCCCCCGCAGCAGCAGCAGCCGCAGGGCGCCUACAACUACGGCUACAGCAGCUACGACCGCCAGGGCCAGCAGAGCUCACAGCAGCAUCAGGGCAACUUCUCCGCCCGGGUGCUGCUGUCCUUCACGUUCCCCGAGGGCGUGGUGGCGCCGGACAGCGUGCUCAUGGACCUGGUGGUGGACGGCACGGGCGGAGGCUACGCCUACAUCAGCGACGCCAGCCCCUCGGACCCGGGCAUCAUCGUGUUCAGCCGCAACGAGAACCGCGCGUGGAAGGCGCGAGACCAGAGCAUGCGCGCCGACCCGCUGGUGCGCUCCGUGCAGAUGGCGGGGCAGUACCUGUCGCUGCGCUUCGGCAACGUGGACGGCCUGGCGCUUUCCCCGGCCACGCCCAACCCCCAGGAGGAGCGCACCUUGUACUUCUCGCCGCUGGCCAGCUACAACAUGUACGCCGUGGCGACGCCGGCGCUGAAGGAGGCGUCGGGACGCGGCGACGUGGCGCACGCCGUCAGGAACCUGGGGCGCAAGGCGUCCAUCUCGGACGGCAUGACCGCGGACAACCGCGGCAACCUCUACUACGGCCUGCUCACCGAGUUCGAGAUCGCGCGCUGGGACACGCGCGAGCCGUUCCCCGGAAACCAGCACAACAUCUCCAAGGACGUGAACCACCUCCAGUGGCCGGCCAGCUUCGGCUUCGACGACCGCGGCAGCCUGUACGUCGUCACCAACAAGUUCCACAACUUCCUCAUGAGCAAGGUGAGCACGGACGAGCCCAACUACCGCAUCAUCCGCGCCAGCUUCAACAACGCCAAGUCGUACCUGUACCCGGCGGAGUACGUGGGCGGGCGGACCGACUACAACAACCAGAACAACCCGGGCUACAACCGCAACGGCCAGACGCCGGGCUACAACAACCAGAACAACCCCAACUACAGCUCCAACAACCCCAACUACAAUCCCAACUACAACCAGAACAACCCCAACAACCCCAGCUACAACCCGAACAACCCCAGCUACAACAACCAGAACAACCCCAACUACAACAACCCAAGCUACGACCCGAACAACCCCAACUACAACCAGAACAACCCCAACUACAACCAGAACAACCCCAACGACCCGUACGGCCGCACGUCGACGAUGUGGCCCACCACGUACUACGACCAGGGCCACUCCUCGCAGCAGGGCGGAGGCGCCGCUACACUCUGCCUGGCCUGGGCGACCCUGCUGACCUGCGUCGCCGCGACUCUGCUGUCGGGGUCCUCCUAACUGCGGGGUCCGCCCCCU
Bacillus rossius redtenbacheri is the source of this 2565-nucleotide messenger RNA. Its product is annotated as protein yellow-like. Lineage: Eukaryota; Metazoa; Arthropoda; Insecta; Phasmatodea; Bacillidae. The transcript has a single exon. The record is from RefSeq and is a predicted model, not a curated record. Bases 697 to 2547 code for a protein of 616 amino acids. Gene Ontology annotation, cellular component: extracellular region.